Lodderomyces orthopsilosis Co 90-125 is the source of this 486-nucleotide messenger RNA. RefSeq names its product acireductone dioxygenase (Ni2+-requiring). The transcript has a single exon. Lineage: Eukaryota; Fungi; Ascomycota; Pichiomycetes; Serinales; Debaryomycetaceae. Gene Ontology annotation, molecular function: acireductone dioxygenase [iron(II)-requiring] activity. The record is from RefSeq and is a predicted model, not a curated record. The coding region runs from base 1 to 486 and encodes 161 amino acids.
AUGGUUCAACUAUAUUACCACGAUAAUCAAGAUACUGAAGAAAAUUUUACUGACGAUCACAACUCAGGUGUUCCCGUAUCAGUUGAAGAGUUGGCAGAAUUAGGGGUCAUUUACAGGCAUGUAACAAGUCAGGAAGAACUUGAUGCAUUGGCCACAGAACGAGAAUAUAAAAAUAGGGACAAGGUUCAUUUAAAUUUGGAAACUUUCAAGAAUGAUGUCGAUGCUUAUAAUGCCAAAAUGAAGCAAUUUUAUACUGAACAUUAUCAUGAAGAUGAAGAAAUUAGAUAUAUUGUUGAUGGUGAAGGGUUUUUUGACGUGAGAAACAAAGGCGAUAAAUGGAUCAGAGCAAAGUUAUCAAAGAAUGAUUUAUUAAUUUUACCUGAAGGCAUUUACCAUCGGUUUACUUUGACUAAUGCUAGAGAAGUUACUGCCAUUCGUUUAUUUAAAGAUGAACCAAAGUGGGAAGCUAUCAAUAGAGUUCAUUGA